AUUCUGUUAUUUCACGUUAAAGUACGUACGUGCGCUGCGAACGGAUUGUGAACGGAGUGUGUGAAAUUGUUUAACGUGUGCCGCGUGUCAAAGAAAUACGUAAAAAAUUACACACAAAUUACACACAUACGUACAUACAUACAUACCAUAUGCAAAUAAUAUCUUAGUCGGUGUGUUUGUAAAGUUGCAAAUAUUUAAAAAUAUUUUUUAAUAAUAUUUAUGCUGAGUGAUUGUUUCAAAAGGUGCUUUAUUCUUAGACUGAAAAUAUAAAUAAAUAUUUUAUAAAUUUUAGAAAUCUAAAUAAAAAAACAUUCAUUCAGAGGUCAAUAUUCCCCCUGCACCAACACCAACACCGCCUCCUCCGCCACCGCCACCGUUCGGCCUGUCACAGUGUAUGUCAAAAUUACACGUACGUGCCUCGUCAUAAACGCGCCCUAAACGAGGCAUUCAAGCGAAACCACAAACCAAAAAAAAUAAAUUAAUAAAUAAGAAAUAAAUAAAAGGCACAGCCAAAGAAAGAAAGUAAUUUUAUAGCUGCAAAUCCUUAAUUGUUGUAUUCUUAAUCAUAUACAUAUAUUUUGUUUAAUUCGUAUUGCAUUUUGCAACUUUUUGGCGCGUAACGCAAAAUGAGAUUAUAACGUGCACAAUAACAACAACAAUAUUAACAACAACAUCAACAAGAAAUAUAAGCAACCACAUAUAAUAAAUGUUAAGCAGCUGCAAUUAAAAUAUUUAAUGAAUUUAUUACACAAUUAAGAUACCAGCAACAGCAGCAAAUAAAAAUAAAAUAAAAAAUAAAAAUUAAUAUGCCGUUGGCGUGAAAGUCACAAUUCGACGCAUAAAACCCCAUUGAAUUAUUAAUGAUAUAAAUUACAAUCAAACAAACAACAAUACAAACAAUAUCAAACAACAACAACAGCAAUAACUACAACAACAACUGAAUAUCCGAAUAUUCAACGGCUUAAUAAAGAGCUACCAACAACGAGGCGCAGGCGCCGCUUUUAACACGAGUUGGCAGCACGCCACACAGCCCAGUUAAUUGGCCAAGUUCGCCUCGACUCGCCGCUCAUUUGCAGCUUAUAACUCAAACACCUCCUCAACCAAAGAACCAGCCGUCAAAGUGGAUUUAACAAAUUAUAAUAAAAUGCUGCAAUCCAGCAAUCAUCAUUACCUGAGGCCGGAUUAUAUGACAGCUGCCGCCGCCCCAACAGCGAUGGACAAUAAGAGCAGUCCGUUGGCGCUAUUGGCGCAAACAUGCAGCGCCAUCGGUGCGGAUACCGCAAAUCCAAAGCUGCUGGCGGCAAAUAUUGAAAAGUCGACAAAACAACAGCCCAAAAGCAUCGCCAUGGGCAUGGGUAAUGGCAACGGCUUGGGCAUGGGAAUGGGGGACAACACACGCGAUAAAUCCUCACCAGUUAGCAGUCAUUCAUCCAGCGUUAGCACCGGCUCCGUGGAGCAACAGCAGCUGCCGCCGGCUCACAGUAAAACCCCCAGCACCUUUAAGCCCUAUGAGGCCAACAAUAACGACUGCGGCGCCACAAAUCUCAGCAGCAACAGCAAUAGCCACAACAACAACAACAACAACAACAACAAUAGCAACAACAGCAACAAUGGCAACAACCAACGCGUUAAGACGCCCAAAGCAACCAAUGGACAACAACGUUGCGAUUCGAACCAAAGUGCCAGCAGCUCACACCGCGAAUCGCCAAAUGCUCCAAAUGCAAACGCCGGCUCCAUGGGCAACGCCUCCCUCAGACGCACCCCCAACACAGUUGGCUCCCAGCUCAAUGGCAGCCCGGUGCAAUUAUCCGCGCCAGUUCACAGCAAUUCCAAAGAGUCCGCAGCUUUGCAUAGUCCAAGUGCCGCUGCCGCAGCCGCAGCCGCCGCCAAUUCGAGUCGCCUCCAGGAGGCAGCCUAUGCGGCUGCCAAGGAAGCCAGCUAUGUGAAGGCGCUGCAUGCGGCCAGCCAACAGGCGAAUUCCUCGGCGGCAUCCUAUUAUCCUCAAGGCUAUGGAUCUCCGUAUCCCAUGGACUUGAUGACAGCCAGCUCGCUGAUGUCACCACAUCAUGCCAUGUUCAAGGCAUCGGCCAUGAAUCCCUAUCUGAACUAUGCCCGUCUCAAAGGCCUGACGGACCCAUCGGCCAUGAUGGCCGCCUCUCCGAAUGUGUGUCGGGAUCCCUACUGCACCGGCUGUCCGGCCAGUCCGCAUUACAUUAACAAAGCCGCCGGGCAACCCUGUCCGGCAGGUUGUCCACAGUGUGAGGUUGCCGGCGGGGGUAAGUCGGGAGGAGGCUCUGGCGGUGCAGGUGGCGGGUCGAGUGCAGCGGCAGCGGCUGCAGCAGCUGCAUCUUCAUAUCAUGCUCAGUUGGCGGCACUGGCAGCUGCCUCUCAAUUGCCGUACGUGUGCUCUUGGAUUGGCAGCGAUGCGGCGUAUUGUGGCAAGCGUUUUGGCACCUCCGACGAUCUGUUCCAGCAUUUGCGAACACACACUGCCUCCGUGCCGGACGCUGUGCUGAGUGCGGCAGCAGCAGGGGGCAUACCACCGAAUCAUCCGCUAUUCCAACGCACCUAUCCGACUCCGCCGCUGAGUCCACUGUCUGCGGCGGCACGUUAUCAUCCAUAUGGGAAGCCUUCGAUGCUGCCACCAUCUCUGGCACCUCCAGGACUGCCAGGGUUGCCACCACAUCCCGCAUUGGCCCAAUACUUUGCACCCUACUCGUUAUACGGACCUCGCAUGGGCUCAUCGCAUCCGUAGUAAAUGUAGAACAAGUCAGCGGGCGGGAAAUGGGGCGAGGGGGCACUGGGGCUAGGGAGGGAAGGGGGAUGGAGGGUCAACUCACUCGUGAAACGAAAAGCUAGUGAUCUAAUGUACGUUAGUUACAUACAAAUGUUUAAUAUUAGCUUUAGGCUCUAACGCAAGUUGAAAAGAUUCUAUUCAAGGACCUAUACUUAUGUAUGUCAGACAACCAUCAGAGUCUGUCUCUUCGUAUGUCCCAUCUACUCGUAAUGCUUAUGGUAAAUUUAAUAUUAUUUAUUUAAUUCAAAGAAAAAGAUAAACAUAAACAUAACAAAAA
Molecule: messenger RNA, 3074 nt
Organism: Drosophila innubila
Lineage: Eukaryota; Metazoa; Arthropoda; Insecta; Diptera; Drosophilidae
Gene: elB
Product: zinc finger protein Elbow
Exons: 3
Coding region: 1145-2755 (536 amino acids)
Biological process (GO): negative regulation of DNA-templated transcription
Cellular component (GO): nucleus
Source: RefSeq, a predicted model, not a curated record